AUGGCAAUUAGCUCUCUUUACCUUCCUGAUGGCUCAUGUGCAUAUUUGACUCCAAUCCAUCUUUGGGCCGAGUUAUAAAUGUGGUGCUGGGGAGCCAGCAGGAGUUGAGCUGGGGCUGGGACAGGAGAACCAUGCUGGGGACAGUCCUGCUCCUGCUAGCCCUGGUGAGGCCAGCGUGCCCACGUAGCCCAUCCUCAGAUGGUGCAGCAAGCCGACGAGCUGAAGCACUUAAGAUGCUCCUGGAAGUCUUUGGCAUAGAAGAUCCCCCGCCGCCCCCAGCUCACUUCAAGCGGCCGCCCCAAUACAUGGUGGAUCUAUUCAACACCGUAGCCAACGCGGAUGGUGUCACCAAAAACCCCGACAUCCUGGAGGGGAACACGGUCCGCAGCUUCUUGGAUAAAAUUCACAGUGAUAAGAUGCAUUUCCUCUUCGUCCUGUCCAGCGUGGCCAAGAACGAGAAGAUCCUGACAGCAGAGCUGCAUCUCUUCCGCCUCUGGCCAAGGGCCACCGAUGGGCCUAAAAGGCAUCACUUCUGCCAGGUGAGCAUCUACCAAGUUCUAGACAAGACCAAACCAGACUCCGCCGAAGGGAAGAAGCUGCUGGCAGCCAGACUCAUCUCGCUGCAGGGCUCAGGCUGGGAGGUCUUUGCCAUCACGCAAGCUGUUCGUGACUGGACAGAAGACGAAACCAGCAACCAGGGUUUGUUGGUCAUGGUCCACAGCCUGGGCGGGGGCCCGCUUGACCCCCCUGUCGUGCAGUUUGCCUCUGGCCGGGACCACCACGAGAGCAAGAAGCCCAUGCUGGUCCUGUUCACGGAUGACGGGCGCCGGGGAGCGUCCCUGCCUACAGCCGGCUUCUCAGGUCCUCAGGCUCCCAUUCUCCCUGCUAAGAUGACGGUGCCAAAACUGAACGGGCCACGGAGCACUCGCUCGCUGGACCGGCUCCAGCCCUGCCAGAGGCAUCCCUUGUCUGUGGACUUUGAGGAAAUUGGCUGGUCUGGGUGGAUCAUCUCACCGCGGGGGUACAAUGCCUACCACUGCAAAGGCGCCUGCCCCUUCCCGCUGGGUGAGAACAUGCGGCCCACGAACCAUGCCACCGUGCAGUCCAUCAUCAACGCCCUCAAGCUGAGCGAGGGCGUGAGCAGCCCCUGCUGUGUGCCUGACAAACUCUACUCCAUCAACCUCCUCUACUUUGACGAUGACGAGAACGUGGUCCUCAAGCAGUAUGAUGACAUGGUGGCUGGGAGCUGUGGCUGCCACUGA
Messenger RNA from Struthio camelus australis, 1262 nucleotides. NCBI's taxonomy places the organism in Eukaryota, Metazoa, Chordata, Aves, Struthioniformes, Struthionidae. The record is from RefSeq and is a predicted model, not a curated record.